AUGUUUUUUGUUGGUCCAAUAGCAAACCAUCGUGGUUGCUCAAUAUUAAUAGGAGUGCCUUCUACCCUAAAUUUAUUAUAUGAAAGAAAGGAGAUAGUGCGAGACGUCCUUCCGUCUGAUCUUAGCCGCUUCAGUCUUACUCGAUGAACUCAGAGAUCGCAGACGAUGAAGAUGACAAUGAAGGCCGCUUUUUAUCGGGAUCUUCAAGAAUCAGAUCAGCAAUCCACCAAAAAUGUUUUAUUUCUGCAUCUUCAUCCAGGUGCCUCUGAACAAAAUAUUCGAGAACUGUUCUCAAAAGCUUAUAGGAAUGCCCCGUUAAUUGUCUUCAUUGAUGAGAUUGCUGCAAUCGCUGCUAAGGGAUAUAAUCUACAGAGGGAGAUGGAGAGACAGAUAGUGUCUCAAUUGUUGACUUGCAUGGAUGAAUCGCAUAGGCGUGGCUAUGUUCUUGUAAUUGGGGCUACCAAUAUGCCUGAUGCUGUUAUAUUUAAAAAGCAAGCACUACCCUUGGAACAUGGCAGAAACUGAUAACUCGAUCGAUAAGUGAGAGGAGACGAGGGUUCAGUGGAGGCUUAUACAGGCUCGCAACUAUGGCUUCAUGGUUGAUGAACAAAAGACGAGGAUUCAGUGCAACUACUGUGGAAAGGAAGUGAGUAGCUUCAAUUUUCUCCAGAGCCAUGUAGGAAGAGUGAGAGAAAGGCUUCACUUGUUUUUGCUUCUGGUAGUGCAGGUAACUGAACUAAAGCGACAUCGUGGUUGCAAACUGAAGCCAGUAGAUGCUUUGGAAGAUUCAUUUACGAAACUGGAGUCGACUUUGAUGUUGUCAAUUCUCCUAGCUUUAGGAGAAUGAGAAUUAUCAGUACUUCCUUCAAAGUAGGCCAGGUGGAGUAUUACAUGCCGAAUCUCCAAGAACUGAGAGGAUCAAUCCUUGAGGAUGAGUUCGAAGAUAUGAAGAAUCACUUCAACAACAUAAAGGAUUCUGGGGCAGACACAAGAUGCAGCAUACUUGUCGAUGAUUGGGUCAAUGAUAAGGGUCAACACCUUGUUAAUUCGGCGGCUUUUCGAACCGACAGAUUCAACCUGGAGUUUAAUACGAAGCAAACGUCUUUGUUUUGGGCAUCGUACUGCAUUGGCCUCGCGUUGGAAAGGAUCUUGAUGACAAUGAAGGCCACAUAUUCAUGGGACUGUCAGGAAUCAGAUGAGCAAUUCACCAAAAGCUUAGUUGUGCAUAUGUAUAGACCAGUUUUGCUCAAUGACAUACUUUGAUGUCUAUAUUUUGAUUUAAUUUGUGUAUAAAUUUAAGACUCUCUAAGGUAUAAGAAGCUAGGGUUUUAUUUCUCCUCA
Messenger RNA from Tripterygium wilfordii, 1341 nucleotides. RefSeq names its product cell division control protein 48 homolog C-like. Gene Ontology annotation, biological process: ribosome biogenesis. Gene Ontology annotation, cellular component: nucleus. The coding region runs from base 166 to 525 and encodes 119 amino acids. Gene Ontology annotation, molecular function: ATP hydrolysis activity; preribosome binding; RNA binding. The transcript has 3 exons. Lineage: Eukaryota; Viridiplantae; Streptophyta; Magnoliopsida; Celastrales; Celastraceae. The record is from RefSeq and is a predicted model, not a curated record.